This is a messenger RNA of Arachis ipaensis, 1552 nucleotides long. RefSeq names its product UDP-arabinose 4-epimerase 1. Gene Ontology annotation, biological process: galactose metabolic process. The record is from RefSeq and is a predicted model, not a curated record. NCBI's taxonomy places the organism in Eukaryota, Viridiplantae, Streptophyta, Magnoliopsida, Fabales, Fabaceae. Gene Ontology annotation, molecular function: UDP-glucose 4-epimerase activity.
AUUUUUUUUUUUUCUUCUGGGUCUGCCCAAAAUUUGGGGAGUGGAGCUUGAUGUGAUCACUGAUAUUGGGGAGGAAAACCUUAUUGAUUUUGCAAAUGCUAAAUAUUGGUAGGUCCCGAAGUCAGCCAAGGGCAACCCGAGCUAUGUCGUUGGGAGGCAUGGACUAUGCGGAUCCAAAAAGGAAGGGCAAUUAUUUUGGAAAAAUUUUGCUUGCUGCAGCAUUAACAACAUUAUGCAUUAUCAUGAUCAAGAGAUCUCCAUCGUUGAAUUCACCUAGUCCGUUUUCCAUCCGUGAACCAGGGGUCAUUCACGUUUUGGUGACAGGGGGUGCCGGCUAUAUCGGUUCACAUGCCGCUCUGCGACUCCUGAAAGACAAUUACCGUGUCACCAUAGUGGAUAACCUUUCACGUGGAAAUUUGGGUGCUGUGAGGGUUCUUCAAAACUUAUUUUCGGAACCUGGAAGGCUUCAAUUUAUAUAUGCUGACUUGGGAGAUCCAAAAUCUGUUGAUAAAAUAUUCUCGGAGAAUAAAUUCGAUGCUGUCAUGCACUUUGCUGCUGUCGCGUAUGUCGGAGAAAGCACAAUGGAUCCUCUUAAGUAUUAUCAUAAUAUUACAUCAAAUACUUUGUUGGUAGUGGAGAAUAUGGCCAAGUAUGGUGUGAAGACAUUGAUAUAUUCUAGCACAUGCGCCACAUAUGGGGAACCCGAAAAGAUGCCCAUUACAGAAGAAACAGAACAGCAUCCGAUUAAUCCAUAUGGAAAAGCCAAGAAGAUGGCAGAAGAUAUUAUCAUUGAUUUUUCCAAAAAUUCGAAGAUGGCAGUAAUGAUUUUGAGAUACUUCAAUGUGAUUGGAUCUGAUCCCGAGGGCAGAUUAGGUGAGGCUCCAAGACCUGAACUACGUGAGCAUGGUCGUAUUUCAGGUGCCUGCUUUGAUGCAGCUCGUAGUAUUACAUCUGGCUUAAAGGUUAAAGGAACAGAUUAUAAAACACCAGAUGGAACAUGCAUUCGGGAUUAUAUUGACGUAACUGACUUGGUUGAUGCUCAUGUAAAAGCUCUUCAAAAGGCAGAACCUGGUAAAGUUGGGAUCUACAAUGUUGGCACCGGAAAGGGUAGAUCAGUCAAGGAGUUUGUGGAUGCUUGCAAGAAGGCUACCGGGGUGGACAUUAAGGUAGACUAUCUUCCACGCCGGCCGGGUGACUAUGCCGAGGUGUAUAGCGAUCCAACAAAGAUCAGAGUCGAACUGAAUUGGACUGCACAACACACUGACCUCGAGAAGAGUUUGCAGGUUGCAUGGAAGUGGCAGAAAUACCACCGUGACGGUUACGGGAUCGCCUCUGCAAUCUGAAGCAUUCUAGAAAGCUUUUUAGCAUAGCAAACCAUAUCAGCUGCCCCUUUGAUUGCUCUCAUACAUGUAUGUUAGGCUGAUUUUUUGUUCAUAUAGAGAGGGUUGGUAGCUUCAUUCAUUAUUAUACUUACAUGUAAUUCAACCACACAAUGAUUCAAUAAUAUAAUGAAUGCUCUGGCUAAUGCAGCAUUGACCAGAAUUUACUUAAA